CCUACGCUCACACAUUCACGUGCUGCCAAUCCGUCCUUGGAGAAGGUGGGCAAAUGACCAGAAUACGACGCCGUCUCCAACACCAUGUGCAUACUAUGACGCAGGCACAUUCGUGCAAACCAAGGAACCAAUCUCUCUGCGUUGUUCCACUCCCCAAAAGCAACCCAUCGCCGCCGCAUCCGUCAAACAAUAACCAUACCAGCUGACUGGAACCAGACCCUUCCAUCAUUCAUAAGAGUGAGAGACAGCCUCCUGUUGAAUUGAAUUGAUAUUCGAUCCCGCCAUUCGAUAUGGGCUUACGACCUCGCCUGAACUUCACCGCAUAGUUGCCGACGUAUAGUCUCUUCGUCUCCCAUCUUGUCAUACCAGUGGCGACAAGAACUCACGGCGAUCAUGUCGUCCGUUACCUCGUUGCUAUCGGCGACGCCGACGUCGUUAGCUGCUCCGACGUCGAGCGCUGGAGGAAACCGGGCUCCCUCCCAGGGCGGUGUUAUCGAGGGCGCAAACCCCUCGCAUUACAACCCAAAGGACCCAAUCACCAUGUUCAUCAUCCAGGCCGGUCUUAUCAUCAUCGUCUGCCACUUGCUGCAUUGGCCACUAUCUAAGAUUCGACAGCCUCGUGUUAUUGCCGAAGUCAUUGGCGGCAUUGUCCUAGGACCAUCUGUUAUGGGCCGCAUACCUGGCUUUCGUGCGGCUAUUUUCCCGGCAGAGUCCAUCCCAAAUCUGACUCUUGUUGCCAACCUCGGUCUCGUGCUCUAUCUCUUCCUUAUUGGUCUCGAGACAGAUGUCCGUUUCCUUCUUAGCAACUGGCGUGUCGCAACCUCAGUCGCGUUUGCUGGGUUGGCUCUCCCCUUUGCGCUCGGUUGCGCUCUUGCUUGGGGACUAUACAACCAGUUUUCCGGCGACGAGGGUGUCAUGCACAUUGACUUCCCUAUAUAUAUGCUGUUUAUCGGUGUCGCCAUCGCAAUCACGGCAUUCCCCGUUCUUUGCCGUAUCUUGACAGAGUUGAAGCUCCUCGAUACAUCUGUUGGAGUCAUCGUCCUUUCCGCUGGCGUUGCCAACGAUGUCGUGGGCUGGAUUCUUCUCGCUCUUUGUGUUGCCCUCGCCAACGCGGGAACCGGGUUAUCCGCUCUCUGGAUUCUCUUGGCCUGUGUCGGCUACAUGCUGUUUCUUCUGUACGCCGUGAGGCCGGUAUUGGUUUGGUUGCUGCGACGGACCGGAAGCAUCGAGAAUGGACCCUCGCAGAGCAUGAUCGCGCUGAUUCUCUUGAUUGCUCUUGCAUCGGCUUUUUUCACCGGUAUCAUCGGCGUCCACGCCAUCUUUGGAGGCUUUAUGGUGGGCCUCAUUCUACCCCGAGAAAACGGCUUUGCCAUCAAAGUUACGGAGAAGCUCGAGGACUUGAUCGGCGCUCUUUUCCUGCCUUUGUAUUUCACACUGUCCGGCCUAAACACCAAUCUGGGUCUCCUCGACAGCGGUCUUGCCUGGGGAUAUGUAAUCGCUGUUACCUUUACUGCCUUUUUUACCAAGGUCAUUGGUGCAAGUAUCGCUGCUCGGUUGAAUGGCCUGGUAUGGAGGGAGUCCUUCUCGAUUGGUGCCUUGAUGAGUUGUAAAGGUCUAGUGGAGUUGAUUGUGCUUAAUAUUGGCCUCCAAGCCCGAAUUCUGAGCACCAGGACAUUCACCAUCUUUGUUGUCAUGGCUCUUCUCACCACCUUCGUCACUACUCCGCUUACCUCGUUCCUCUACCCUCGCUGGUACCAGAAGAAGCUCGAGGCUUGGAAGCGCGGUGAAAUCGAUUGGGACACUGGUGAAGUCAUCUCGAACAACAGCGGCUCAACUGACGAAAUGGAGUUUUCCAAGCCGACUACCGAUCGUGUCCAGCGCUUGCUGGUGUACCUCCGCCUGGACAACAUGCCCGCUCUUCUCAAUUUAGUUUCACUAUUCGGAAAACAGUCGUCUACCGGUGACCAGUUUGCCGGAGGUGAUGAGAAGGGCGGAGCUCAACCGGUCACGACUGCGCUUGGCUCGUCCAACGGCAUGAGAGCUGUGAGAGCUCAUGGCUUCCGCCUGCUCCAUCUCACUGACCGUGACUCCUCAGUCAUGACUGUCUCUCAGGUCGACGAUUUUAGCCGCAACGACCCUGUUGUCAAUAUAUUUCGGACUGUCGGACAGUUUCUCAAGGUCGCUGUCUCGGGCGAAGUGUCCAUCAUGCCAGAAACACGGUUCGCCGAGGCCCUUCUGUCCAAGUCUUCAGACAUCUCGUCCGAUCUGCUUAUCGUACCCUGGAGCGAAAGCGGUAGCUUGGGUGACUCACAGGUCCCGUCUGUGGAUAGUGCCAACAAGCUCGCGUCGACAUAUACCGGCUUCGCCAAGUCUAUUCUUGCCUCCACAGAGCAUAAUGUUGGCAUCUUCUUCCCCAAGGGUAGCGCACCUCAGCCUACUACGGACAGCGGCAACGAUCGCAGUAAGUUGAUGCGAGCGUACUCAUUCAGCGACAUUCACCACGACAUCCCCACGAUUCCUGUAACAAACCAGUCUCACCACAUUUUCAUGCCAUACUUCGGUGGCGCCGACGACAGAUUUGCUCUCAGGCUGGUGCUACAACUCUGCGAGAUGCACAACGCCACUGCAACUGUGGUUCAUUUUGUGCAGGCUGGGAGUGACUCCCAGACCCAGGAAGCUGACUACUUCGGCUUCGUGUCUAGCCACACCCCUGCCGGCGUGGCCACACGCAUCAAAUUUGAGACCUCAUCUGGCAGCGAUGUUAUUGAGGCCGCUUCGAACUAUGCUGCGUCGGGCAUUCGGGCAGACUCGCGUGAAGUUACGUGGCAUAAUCUCAUCGUUUUAGGUCGCCAGAUUACCGCCAAGCCUGUCGAGGGUAAGAAGUCUGUUAGGGUCUUGGAGGAAAUCAGAGAUUGUUUGGGACUGGCUGCUGGUGUAUUCAUCGCCUCUGGCGUUAAGGCGGAUCUGCUGGUAGUUCAGGCCAAGACAGUGGCGAACUGAACUAUCUCCUUCAUCGCUUACGACACGGUUGUUGCUUUUGAUCACGAAGUUGCCCUUAGCCUCAAACCGGUUGGCUGGUACUACGGAUGUUUCCAUAAGCUCUUCAUCGAGCCAGAUGGGUCGCCAGUCUUUUCUUACAGGGGAAAAUUGGCGGCGCGGUCGUUUACUUAAUGAUGUAUAUGCAUAAUGCCCGGCUGGUUUUUACAAUGUGUAUUUAUCCGCUAAGACUUUCUCAAUUUGUGUACAUGGUUUCUGGUCUCGUCUCUUGCACCUAUGGGUUUGAUUACCUAUUUGGCCCUCUAUCACCGAUCGUAGGCCAUAUUCACCUGCACUACUUGUUUGUGAAUGAGGAAUGCCUUGUACGAAAAAUUUGCUCCUUGACAAUAUAAUUCCUGCUUAAAUAUAGUUUCCACAAUCAUAGUUGAACGCCUAUA
Molecule: messenger RNA, 3434 nt
Organism: Colletotrichum destructivum
Lineage: Eukaryota; Fungi; Ascomycota; Sordariomycetes; Glomerellales; Glomerellaceae
Product: Putative cation/H+ exchanger, sodium/solute symporter superfamily
Exons: 6
Coding region: 394-3000 (868 amino acids)
Biological process (GO): proton transmembrane transport
Cellular component (GO): membrane
Molecular function (GO): antiporter activity
Source: RefSeq, a predicted model, not a curated record